ACUCUGGAGCGAUCAUGGACCCACGGUCUGAGGGAUCCGACCCCCGGGCCGAGGGAACUGACUACGUUCCCAACAGUAUUCCCUAUGUUCCGGAGCAAAGGUCUGAGCUGUGUGUGUCGGAGGCUCACAGCCAGCAGCUACUGGGCAUGCUCAGAUCGUUCAGAGAGAGAGGCCUGCUUUUUGACUUCACUAUAACAGUCCAGGACCAGACCUUCCCCUGUCACCGCUGUGUCCUGGCGGCCUGCAGUGACUUCUUCAGGUUGGUGUGUGUGUGUAUUUGUGUGUGUGUGCAUGCGUGCGUGUGUGUGUGCUCUAACGGUUCUCUGUCUGCAGGGCCAUGUUUGAGUUGGACAUGCGUGAGUGUGGUGAUGGGAUGGUAACCCUGGGUAACCAGUCUCCGGAAGCCGUGCGCUGCUUCCUGGACUUCUGUUACUCUGGAGAGAUGGUCGUCACCCAUGAAAACGUAGACAUGCUGUUCCAGCUCGCCUCUUUCCUACAGGUACACUACAUCAGGGGUAGCCCUUACCCUAAAGCAAAUGACACCCUACCCCUAUGCCCUACAUAGUGCACUACUUUUGACCAAAGCCCUAUGGACCAUGGUCAAAAGUAUUGCACUAUAAAGGGAAUAGGGUGCAAUUUGGAAAAAACACUAGAUCUGGGUCAGAUACAUAAACUUGAGAGGUGAUGUUGAUAUAUUGACCGGUGUUCCGUUUCCCAGGUGUCUGUACUCUUCAGAGCAUGCAGUGACUUCCUGAUCGGAACCCUGGAGCUCUCCAACUGCCUGAUGCUAUUGGCCCUCGCCGAGGGAUACGGCUCCGCCUCCCUCCUCCAGCAGGCCAAUGAGUUUGUAGUUCAGAACUUCCACGACCUCUCAAUGACUCCAGACUUCCUGGAUAUGCCGGUGAGGAGCCACUCUGAUAGGUUCCCAUUGUCAUUUAUUGAGACUCACAAAAAUAUAUUUGUGCAUUGAAAUAAAAGGGCCCUAGCACUAGCACACCUGAUUCAACAUAUCAACUCAUCAUCAAGUUGAAUCAGGUGUGUUGGUGCUAGAGCAAAUACACCCCUCUGGGUCCCCCGGAUCAGGAUUGGGAAACACUGAAGUAGAUAGUUACUCCUUUUAGCUUUGAGAAAGUCACUAUGUGAGCCAUGUAAAAGUGUGCAUGGGUCCACUCCCCCUGAAGGAUUUAAAAGGAUUUAAAAGCAUUGGAUUGCUUUUAAAUACUAACAUUGGGAAACACUGAUCUACUUCCUGUCCUCCCAGUUGGGCGUGCUUGAGUUAUGUCUGGGGUCGGACAGUCUGAGCGUGCCCAGUGAGGAGGUGGCGGUGAGGUCAUCGCUGAGGUGGACAAGUCACGACCUCCAGACCAGACAGAGGCUGUUGCCACGGCUACUCGCACUGCUACGGCUUUACCACGUACCCACACACACCCUGCAGGUACACACACACGCACACCCACCCACACACACGUAUGCAUGGGUCUUUUUACCAGUCAAAAUGUAUUGUGUAUGUGUGUGUUCAGGCGCUGGCCCGGACUGAGAAUCUCCUCUCAGAGGACCAACUCUGUGUUAGUCUGGUCAGUGAUGCAGUGAGUAGACAGACACAGCUCAGUGGUCUACUGCCAGAUGCCAGACCAGCCACCACACAGUCUUACAUCUACAUCCACAAGACAGAGGAGAACGGAGAGAUACACCACAGCUUCUGUUACUGCCUGGACACAGACCAAUGGAGAGAGCUGCCUCAGGGCCAGGGGGCGGGUUUUAGUAUGACCCCUGACCCCCCAGGCUCCUCCCUCACCAGCUACGCCGAGAAGGUAUACAAACAAACACACACACACAUACACACACACACCCAGGCAGUAGCGCACAAUUGAAUUUACGCUUUGAUCAACUAUCAUCAUUUUUUAUCUCCUCUCUAAGUUGUUUGUGACAGGUGGUUGUCGGGGCAACUGUUGCCGCACGGUGCGUCUUCACGUGGCAGAGCCAUUCCAUGAUGCGACAGCGGAGGUUUGGUGCUACUGCCCCAUCACACACACCUGCACCCCUGCCCCGGACAUGGGGAAACCCCGUACCAUGCACACAGCUGUCACCACCCUGGGCAGACUGUAUGUGCUAGGAGGGAGGACCGGAGGAGAGAGGGAUGGGGCUCCUAGCCUAAUGGAGGUGAGGAUGAGGAUGAUGAUAAUUAUGAUGAUGAUAGUUGUAAUGAUGAUGAUGAUGAUGAUGAUGAUGAUGAUCAUCUGUAGGUGGAGUACUAUGACCCCCUGGCCAAAACCUGGACAUCCGUCAGCUCUCUGCCCACGGCUAUCUACUACCCAGGUAAGGAACACACACACACACAGAGAAACAUACAUGCACAAAUGCACACAGACACACACAGAAAUACAGAAACCCCCACACACAUACACACACAUACCUCUAACCCUCCCCGUGGCCUCGUAUUACCACCCAGAAGCUAGUGCGUGCGGCAGCAUCAUCUACACAUUGGGGUCGUCAGUGGAGAUAUCGGACUCCUUCAACCCUUCGCUGGACUGUUUCCUGCGCUACGAUGCCGUUUCUGACCAGUGGAGCCACCUGGUGGCAGAGUUUGGUCAGUUUUUCCAUGCCACCCUGGUCAAGGCUGUGUCUGUCAACAACACUCUACACCUCUGUGACUUGUCUACAUAUAAGGUGACUGACUUGUUGAUUGACUGGUUGAUUGAUUGAUUGACUGAUUAUUUGAUUGAUUGAUGUCUCCAUCUAUAAGUUUGAACUCACUGCUUGUACUGCAAGGAGCAUACGCACAGCUCUUUUUUUUUGUAGUCCCGUGUAGCUCAGUUGGUAGAGCAUGGCGUUUGCAAUGUCAGGGUUGUGGGUUCAAUUCCCACGCGGGGCCAGUAUGAAAAUGUAUGCACUCACUAACUGUAAGUCGCUCUGGAUAAGAGCGUCUGCUAAAUUACUAAAAUGUAAAUAAGUCUAUUUGUAUUUCUUUAUCCUUCAUUUAAUCAGGCAGGUCCUAUUGACAUAGAAACAGUACAUAGAUAGGGACUUUGUCAUUAAAACAAACUUGACAACUAUUUUACGAAACACCAACUCACCACACCUGACCAGUCUGAAUCCUGUGUUUUGUGUUCUGUGUUCUGUGUUCUGUGUUCUGUCCAGGUAUACAGUUUCUGUCCGGAGACGUGUGUGUGGCAAGGGGAGGGGUCGUUCGAGUGUGCCGGGUUCAACGCAGGCGCCGUGGGUGUGGCCAACCGAAUCUACAUCCUGGGAGGAGACUACUCACCUGAUGAGAUCACUGACGAAGUCCAGGUGUACCACAGUGGGCGGGGCCAGUGGGAGGAAGUGACGCCAAUGCCACGCCCCCUGACAGAGUUUCACUGUCAGGUCAUCAGCUUCAACAGAUACAGAGACCCCUGGGGAGGGAGGGACACA
Messenger RNA from Coregonus sp. 'balchen', 3411 nucleotides. Lineage: Eukaryota; Metazoa; Chordata; Actinopteri; Salmoniformes; Salmonidae. The record is from the annotation of a GenBank genome assembly.